Molecule: messenger RNA, 1745 nt
Organism: Monopterus albus (swamp eel)
Lineage: Eukaryota; Metazoa; Chordata; Actinopteri; Synbranchiformes; Synbranchidae
Gene: cited4b
Product: Cbp/p300-interacting transactivator, with Glu/Asp-rich carboxy-terminal domain, 4b
Exons: 2
Coding region: 242-988 (248 amino acids)
Biological process (GO): regulation of DNA-templated transcription
Cellular component (GO): nucleus
Molecular function (GO): transcription coactivator activity
Source: RefSeq, a predicted model, not a curated record
UCCUCUGAGCUUUUUAGAUGUACAUAAUCCCUGAGUUGACCCAGAAAAUAGGCAGUCGUUUCAAGAUCUGAUGCGGCAGUCUUUGUGCACCUCAUCCGCGAUUGAGCAUGAAGCGUUACCCCGUGGAGCACAUACUGUAAUUCAGAGAAGCUUUGCCUUGCAGAGGAAAACUGUUUAAAAAGACGGAACUGAAGCAAAGUCGCGCAACUUUGUGAAAACGGAGCGGAUACGGACAGGAGGUAUGGCAGACCAUCUGAUGAUGCCCAUGAAUCACAGCUCAGCUGGCGCCAGUCUCCACGGUUACAGGAUGGGCAUGAAUGGCGGCCUGCAGGCAGGUCACCAGCAGCAUGCCAACCAGCAGGGCAUGCGGGCGCUGCCCAAUGGCCAGCUGAUGCACUACGGUGGCACCCAGGCCAACAUGGAGACAGCCAUGAGGCAGCGGCAAGGCAUGGUGGGUGGACCAAUGAAUGGACAGCUGAAUGGGGCCCAGAUGGGUCACCACCAGAUGACUUCUGGUAACAUCAUGUAUAAUGGCCAGCCCCAGCAGCAACAGCAUCAUCCUCAGCAGCAGCAUCACAUGCAUCCACAGCAGCACCAGCAACAAGCCCAGCACCCGCAGCAGCAGCAACAGUUCAUGAACGGAGGUUUAACAUCCCAGCAGCUCAUGGCCAGCAUGCAGCUGCAGAAACUCAACACCCAGUACCAUGGACACCCACUGGGGCCUAUGGGAGGGAACCACAUGGGGCCCACAACCCAGUACCGCAUGAACCCGGCCCAGCUGGCUAACAUGCAGCACAUGGCUGGGCCGGCCCUGGCCCUGAAUGGCAUGGAUGCGGAUAUGAUUGACGAGGAUGUCCUGACUUCACUGGUCAUGGAGCUGGGCUUGGAUAGGGUGCAGGAGCUGCCAGAACUCUUCCUGGGCCAGAAUGAGUUUGACUUCAUCUCAGACUUUGUGAGCAAACAGCAGCCCAGUACUGUUAGUUGCUGAGAGAACCUAAUUUUCAAAAUGGAACAAACGGAGACAGAAGAGCAAGAAUAGUCCAGGGUCGAUGUGGGGUGCUCACCUCUUCACUUUUUAAUUUGUCAGCACCUUCCUGUACAACUAAGCCAAGGUUUAGUACAGGAUGCAUAGAAGAGAACACUGGAUAUCCACAGUGACCACACAAUGCUCAAGUCUCAUGUGCUGGUGGCCAGAGGGUGGCUGGCUUUAAUGCCUAAUCCCACUUCUCCCAUUUCCUGGACAUGAAUGUAAUAAAGAAAUGAUGACAUUCAUAAAAGCCACUCUGAACAAUGCUAUGACACUGUGUAGCUUCCAAGCCUGGACUCCAUGACAGUUUACCAGUAAAAAGGUGUAUUUAUUUAUUCCUAUCUGAGAAAACUGACAAAAGAACAACCACCUUCUCCAUUUUGGGAAGAAAGUGUUUUAUUAUUAUUAUUUUUUGAAAGUAGGACAGGGGAGAAGUUUAAAUUUGUCUGCUAAUGAUUUUUCCCAUUCUGUUUGGCCUAGUAGUAAAAAUAAGCUCAGAUGACAAGGUCAUCUAAAAAGAGCCUGGAUUUUUUGUCAGGAAUGAUAGACAUGACAGAAGUACAAUGUCUCGCUUCAAUGGGAAUCUCAUCCAGAUUUUAAAAUGGUUCACUUUUGGUAAAGUGCUGCCUUUUUAGAUGUAGUGUUCUCAAAAAUCUACUGCUUGUUCUGUAUGAAGCUGUAUACCUCCAACAAUGUCACCACUGUUGUGUUCUAUUGG